Molecule: messenger RNA, 2498 nt
Organism: Glycine soja
Lineage: Eukaryota; Viridiplantae; Streptophyta; Magnoliopsida; Fabales; Fabaceae
Exons: 11
Coding region: 468-2219 (583 amino acids)
Source: RefSeq, a predicted model, not a curated record
CUGUUCGAUAUUUUUUUAAUGUUAUGCAAACAAAAAACCGUGUUGUCUUCUUCUUCUUCUUCUUCUUUUAUUUUAAACGCAGAAGCCGGCAUUUGUGUUCCCGUGUCUUCCCUGCUUUCUCAGUUUUUUCUAUGUGACUCAGUUUCCAUAGUCCGUGUUUUCUAUCAUUGCUUAUUACCCUUUUGCAGAUUUACUUUAUCAAUGUCAUAAAACUUUUACAUGUUUCAUCUUUUUUUUGCAGUACUAGAUUGCAUUGUUUUCUUUCUCGUUUUCCGGGAAAGUGAUCACAUAGUAGGUGAAUACCAGAGCUCACACCACUCUUCAGGCAAUGAAGCCACCUUUAAAUGAUGACAAAGAAUUAUUCUUAUGGAUCAUGCAAUUGCUUUCUGUAUGAAGAAGAGGUGUAAGCUUUUUAUCCAAAACUGAAACUGGGUUCUUUCACUUCUCAUGAGAAAAACCAGGACAAGAUGGAAACUCGAGGGAGCAAGGCAAUGGUGGCUGCAGAGAAAACCGUGAAAAAUGGGCGUCGAUCCAAUAGAGAAAGGAAAAUAGCCUUGACACAAGAUGUUGAUAAGUUGAAGAGGAAGCUCAGACAUGAAGAGAAUGUUCACAGAGCGUUAGAAAGAGCAUUGACAAGACCUUUGGGAUCCCUUCCUCGUCUUCCUCCUUAUCUUCCUCCUCAUACAUUAGAGCUUGUGGCUGAAGUGGCAGUAUUGGAGGAGGAGGUGGUUAGACUAGAAGAGAAGGUUGUGAAUUUCAGACAAGGUCUAUAUCAGGAAGCUGUCUACAUUUCCUCUAAGAGGAAUGCAGAAAAUUUGAGGGACUCAAUGGACCAGAACUCCAUCAGGAGCUCCAAACAUCAAAGAUCAAAGUCUCUGUCCCAAAGUGAGCUCAAUUCAACUACCAUGGCUAGGCCUCAAAUUUCUCUUGCUAGAAGUGCUUCCAGUAGAAGGCUGUUCUCUGACAUUUUCACUGAUCACUCUGGCAAGCUAGUGAACGGGAAACUAUUGCACAUAAAUCAAGAUUCACUAUCAUCAAUCCCAGAAGAGGGACGGCGAAAAGAGAAUCCACUGUUUUAUAGCUCUCUGAAGGAUAAGCAAUCUCCAGAGAAGAAAACGGCCAAAGUCAUUGCUCCAGUGAAGAAGUCUCCAAUCAAAAAAGAAUCAGCUGAUAAGUGUGUAGAUCACUUGAAGUUACAGAUGGAGGGGAGAUUAGUAGAUCAAGAAACAGCUGAGAGUUCUUCAAGUUCAUUACAUGAUAAGGUGUCAGAAGUUGAUAGCACACCCAACAGAAUUUCGGAGGAUAUUGUCAAGUGCUUGUGUAGAAUAUUUGUGAGAGUAGGCACAUUCAAGGAAAAAUUAGGGGAAUCAAAAACACCUCUCAGUUCUACAUCUGUAUGCAGCAAGGAAAAGGAUCAGUUGUGUGAUCCAUAUGGUAUCUGUUCAGAAUCUAAAAUGAGGGAUAUUGGUACAUACAAUAGUUUGUGUGAGAUCAAAGCCUCCAAUGUUGACCUCAAUCGAACAAGAUAUGUAGUUUUUCUGAUCCGUAGGUUAAAGUUUCUACUUGGGAAACUUGCCUCCGUGAGCAUGAAGGAUCUUACUCAUCAGGAGAAACUUGCAUUUUGGAUAAACACUUACAAUUCCUGCAUGCUUAAUGCAUAUUUAGAGCUUGGCAUACCCGAGAGUCCUGAAAUGAUUGUAGCACUAAUGCAGAAGGCAACAAUAGAAGUGGGGGGGCAGCUGCUCAAUGCAAUUACAAUAGAGCACUUCAUCUUGAGACUUCCUUAUCACCUGAUGUUUACCUGCCCAAAAGCUGCAAAACACGGCGAGAUGAAAUUGCGAAGCAUAUUUGGCUUGGAAUGGUCAGAGCCCUUGGUUACAUUUGCACUUUCCUGUGGAAGCUGGUCUUCACCUGCGGUUAGGAUAUACACAGCAUCACAAGUUGACAAUGAGUUGGAAGCAGCAAAGAGGGAUUAUUUACAGGCAACAGUUGGCAUUACAAAAACAAACAAGUUAAUAAUUCCAAAGUUACUAGAUUGGUAUUUACUUGACUUUGCAAAGGACUUGGAAACUUUGUUGGAUUGGGUUUGCCUCCAACUACCCAUUGAACUGAGAAAGGAAGCAAUUGAAUGCCUUGAAAGAAGGGAAAGACAGCCCCUUUCACAGCUGGUACAAAUGAUGCCCUAUGACUUCAGUUUUAGGUUGCUUUUACACCAAUAAACUUAGAGAGUGGUACUGUUCACCACUAACAUUUCAGUCAGCACAGAUUUCUGAAUUUUGAUGUGGUGGAUUUUUGUAUAUGGGAUAGUUCACACAUAAAGUAUAUUAUCAAAAUAAUGUGAUGCAUUCAUUUGGUAAAGGGUUUUGGCCUUUUUGGACACUGUAAUUGGGUACGUAGAAAGGCUUUUGUAGAAAAUAAUACAUACAUAGAAAUGGCGGUUUCUUAUAAGCAAACUCGUUUAUUCUCCGAAUCAACAUUUGUGUUUCUAUGUUCACAAA